Messenger RNA from Erinaceus europaeus (western European hedgehog), 4659 nucleotides. It is a transcript of the gene GPR156, whose product is annotated as G protein-coupled receptor 156. The record is from RefSeq and is a predicted model, not a curated record. Gene Ontology annotation, molecular function: G protein-coupled GABA receptor activity. NCBI's taxonomy places the organism in Eukaryota, Metazoa, Chordata, Mammalia, Eulipotyphla, Erinaceidae. The transcript is spliced from 9 exons. Gene Ontology annotation, cellular component: G protein-coupled receptor heterodimeric complex; membrane. Gene Ontology annotation, biological process: G protein-coupled receptor signaling pathway; gamma-aminobutyric acid signaling pathway. Bases 344 to 2764 code for a protein of 806 amino acids.
UGAGACCCAUGUGAAAGUACUUGGUGUAGUGACUGCCAUCUGGUGGCAAGCCAGAAUCAUCACCUGUGUGUUACCUAAUGGAUACUAAGAUGUCCUGUCCUGAUUAAUGUGGUGUGUCCUAGCAGCAAAAGAGCCUGGAGGGUAACUGAUAAAGGAGCCUAGGGUCAUAACCUUUGCUUCCACCUGGAUGGGUUGUUCACCCACUUCUGAGACAGCUUCAAAAUGGCACCUCUGAAGAGAAGAUUGGAGUUGCUCUUGUGUUUUUGUCAAGGAUCUGCUAGUUAUCUGUCAGAAGGCAACCAAGUCUGUGAAUAAGCACACAUCAAAAGGAGCAUGUGAUGACAUGGAGCCUGAAAUUAACUGCUCUGAACUAUGUGACAGUUUUCCUGUCCAGGAACUGGAUCGUAGACCACUUCAUAAUCUCUGCAGGACAACAAUUACCUCUCCCCAUCACAGUAGUAAGACAACUUCAUUAUCACCUGUUCUCUUGGGUAUUGUUUGGACUUUUCUCAGCUGUGGACUUCUGCUGAUAGUCUUCUUUCUUGGCUUCACAAUUCGCUGUAGGAAGAACAGGAUUGUGAAGAUGUCCAGUCCCAAUCUGAACAUUGUGACCUUACUGGGAAGUUGUCUAACUUACAGCAGUGCUUACCUCUUUGGGGUUCAAGAUCAAGGUGCUUUAGUAGGAAGUUCAAUGGAAACUCUCAUCCAGAUUAGACUAUCCAUGCUGUGCAUUGGGACCUCCCUGGUGUUUGGCCCUAUUCUGGGGAAGAGCUGGCGACUCUACAAGGUGUUUACCCAAAGGGUCCCUGACAGAAGAGUGAUAAUCAAAGACCUACAGCUGCUGGGGUUGGUGGCAGCUCUGGUGGUAGCUGACAUGAUCCUGCUCAUGACAUGGGUGCUGACUGAUCCCAUCCAGUGUCUCCAGAUUCUUGGUGUCAGUAUGACGGUAACAAGGAGAGAUGUGGCCUGCUCUCUGACCAGCACAUACUUCUGUGCAUCCCGGUACUCUGAUGUCUGGAUUGCUCUUGUCUUUGGAUGCAAGAGCCUGCUGCUGCUGUAUGGAGCCUACCUGGCAGGCCUGACUGACCAUGUCAGCUCUCCCCCUGUCAAUCAGUCUUUGACUAUUAUGGUUGGAGUCAACCUCGUAGUACUGGUUGCUGGGCUUCUUUUUGUGAUUGCCAGAUACUUGCACUCCUGGCCCAACCUGGUUUUUGGACUCACAUCCGGAGGAAUCUUUGUUUGCACAACCACAGUCAACUGCUUCAUCUUCAUUCCCCAGUUGAAGCAAUGGAAGGUAUUUGAAGAAGAAAACCAAACAAUCAGACACAUGGCCAAAUAUUUCAGCACUCCUAGCAAAAGCUUUCAUGCCCAGUACAGUGAGGAACAGAACUGCCAUGCUGGAGGAGAGGGAAACUCCAUGGAAAGGCUUCUCACUGAGAAAAAUGCUGUGAUUGAAAGUCUGCAGGAACAAGUAAACAACGCCAAAGAGAAGCUAGUGAGGCUGAUGACAGCUGAGUGCACCUAUGACCUGCCUGAGUGGGCUGUGCUGCCGGCCUCUUCCCAGGCUGCAGCCUCUACCCUCAGCCUGGCAGCUCAAGGGCCUUCAGAAGGCCUCUCAGCCUCUAAGAAUGAAACCAGCAUGGCUUCCCAGGUCUUCCAAAAUACCUCUGUGCCCUCUUUAAGUGUGCAAAACCUCGAGGGGCCAGGGAUGGACACCAGCCCCUACCGAGGGCAAAAGGAGAAGGUAUCUGACUUGAAAGACUCCUCUCGUCAUUCGCUUAUUGGUUUCAGCCAGAAGCCACGGGCUGAGCAAAGCCAGGGUGUAGAUAAAAGAAGUCAGGAGCCUAUGACCCCCCACCAAAGUCUCCUGCCAGAUGGAGAAGGUCCUGUCCCCCAGAGUAAGGGGCAGCUAGAGAAUUUAGAGAAAACACAGGAGCAGUUGUCACACAUCAACUCAGUGAUCAGGGAGAAGCUUCAGGAAGUCCUGCAAGAUCUGGGCCUGGGCCCUGAGGCUUCCCUUCCCUCUCUGCCUUGUCCCCAGAAACCCUGGAAAAGCAGUGCUGCCCACAAUCCCCAGAAGAUACCUCUCUCCAAGGAACUGGGCUUCAGUCCAUACAUGGUGAGAAGGAGGCGAGCAACACAGAGGGCUCGCUCACACUUUCCCGGUUCCACCUCCUCAUCUGUGGGGCAUUGGGCAAACAGUAUUUCUAGAGCACGUGGGCUAAGUGUGCACAGCAGGGACAGUGCCAACCUGGGCCCCCAAACUACUGAUUCCAGAGUACCAAGAGACUUUUCAAGAAAGUUUUCACUCUUUUCAGACCCUCAAGGCAAACCAACUAGCACAGAGGGUAGUAUACAAGGCCAAGCAGAGCCACAGGGGGGCAGAGAGAGCCGGACAACCUUCCCCCACCAGCCUUCUGGCUCUAGCCUGGCACCAUGCACCACCACCCCAUGCCUGCCCAGAGCCUCAGAGGACCUGCUAGAAAAGCGGCAGCUGCAGCCUCUUGUGCUCCCAGACUGUCCUCCGCUUCCUUCUCCAAGCAACUACCUUGACACUGACUCCAGCAGCUCAGAUGAGUUCUUCUGCCACUGCCACCGACCCUACUGUGAAAUCUGCUUCCAGAGCUCCUCUGAUUCCAGUGACAGUGGCUCAUCAGAUACCGACCUUGAGCCAACUAGGGGACUGGCUUCCUGGGAGAAGCUGUGGGCCCGCUCAAAGCCUAUUGUGAACUUCAAAGAUGAUUUGAAACCCACUCUUGUGUGAACUGUAGCAGAGCAAUGCAGGACUUGGGACAAGUUAUACCCAGGUCUACAGGGAAGAACAGUUCUGGCCUUCGGGGAACAGGCCCUACAUUUGACCAGCCCUUACAGAGUUUCAGGAUGCUCACUCAAGCACUGUGUUAUCUCCAGCACUACUUGAUCUAUAAAAAAGAAGAGAAGGAUUUCCUCUUGUUUCUACCUCACAGCAUUCCUCAAGAAGACCCCCACAAAAUAGUCUUUAGAUAAAAGGUGCUAAGCGAGCACGAUCCUGCUCAGUCUCUGGUCUGCAGAACUCUUGGUGUAUAUUUGAUGUCUGCCUGGGUGGACACACACAUGGAAAGAUGGAUGGAAACUUUGGAAGAAACAGUGCAGUGGAUUGUGACCCAUCUAAUGAGCAUUUGGUGGAUGGGCCUCUUGGGAAGAUCAGUCUCCUGUACCCUUGGGUGCCCUACUCAUGGCAGGGGCUGUCUGUUUUCCUGCUGAAGACUGUGACUAGCACUGCCCCUGAGUCCCAGCCUUUGGUCCAACUGAGCUCAGACACUUCUACACCAUUUUUUGGUGUCUUUUCACUUUUUUUUUUCUUUCCACUAAUAUUAUUAAUGAGGCUUGGUACCUGCAUGACUCCACCAUUCCUUCUUCUUCUGUGAUAGAAGGUAGACAAAGAGAAGGGGAGAUACCUGCAGCAGUGCUCCACUCCUCAUGAUCAUCUCCCAUGCUCACCCCCACAGUUGGGGACAGAGGGCUUGAGCCCAGGUUCCUUGAACAUGAUAACAUGACUGCUCUACUAAGUGAACCACCAUCUGGCCCUUUCUUUCCAUUUUUAUGACACCUUCUCAUCAUCCUGGAGUAGUCAGGUUUCCAUGUGCCACAGUGCUCAGAACUCUGUUAGAUUCAAAUGACACCUGAGGCCCAGGCUGUCUCUUGGUCCAGUGGCCCAUCCAUUUGGCCACUGUCUCCUGCUGUUGGCACCAUGAAGGAUGUAUAUGGACAAUCUCUAUUGAGUUAGGGGAGGCUCCCUUGGUCAAAAGGUACUUUUGGUGCUAAUGGAGUUACAUAAAUCUGGAUAUAAAAGGGGAGGGCAUAGAAAGGAAGACAUGGAGGAGAAGAAGCCAGGACAAAAAGCCUUGCAUCGCCUGUGGCAGAUAAAUUUAAGUACUUGCUGAUGCUGAUAAACCUGUGGUGUCCACUCUCUCAUUCCCACUUUUGCAGGUGGGAAGCAAGAGGGAGAGAGAACUUUAGCCCAGCAUCCCACCACCAAAGAAUGGCCAUCAUAGGACUUGCCCCUGGCCCCUGGGGCUCCAAGUCAGUAGACUUUCCCUGAGGAUACAUCACUUGACUCUUUUGGGGUGUGGCAGGCUGGCCUGGGCAGGCCAGACAAUAAAGCAAGGCAGGAAAGUGGGGGAGACUGAGACAUGCUCGUCCUGCAGCGAAACACAACAAAACGUGGUUCCUCACUGGGAAGGCAACCCUCCACUGCCUCGCUGCCCAGGGCUAUGCAUGCACCUCCCAGAGCAGCCUCAGAGCUGAGAAAGGCUGAGUGCCAGGAGCUAGUCUGCUGUCAGAGCCACAGGGAAGUGCAGCUGGACCAACUGCCCUGGUUCCUGGGCUGGUUGUUGUUUACAGGGUGCCCCCCCCCCCACCUCCUACACGUGCCUUUGUAAGUGUACUCAUGUCUGUUUGCAGGAAUUGGGCCCUUUGCAGAUAUGCCUGAGGUGGGCAUUUGGCUCCAGAUGUCUCACCAAUCUCAUAUGAACUCUGACCGCCUCCCAAAUCUCCAUCCUGGAAGGGGACACCCUCCUUAUUGCACAGCUUCUCCUCACUUCUCACUUUAAACACCAAUGUCAUAAUUUAUUAUGUGUGGGGGUUGGUAUUUUCUGCUAGUUCUGUGUGUACGCUGUC